GCUGGAGCAGUUCCGGGUGCGGUGAGCGCCAGGGGCGAGCGCGGGGCGGCAUUCUAGUCAUGGCCGGCCUGUCGGACGUGGAGCUGCGGCGGGAGCUGCAGGCCCUGGGCUUCCAGCCAGGACCCAUCACCGACACCACCCGCGACGUAUACCGCAACAAGCUGCGCCGCCUGCGGGGCGAGGCCCGGCAGCGCGGCGAGGAGCGGCUGAGGGGGGAGGCCCGGCCGCGGGGCGAGGAGUGCCUGCGGGAGGAGGCCUGGCUGCGCGAGGAGGCGCCGCUGCGUGCCCGGCCCUCUGCGUCUGCUCCGCGGACGGAGCCCUGGCUCUCCUCGCCCGCCUCGGGCUCGGCCUACACGAUCUCUGGGGCCUACGGCGAUCUCGGGGCCUCCACGUUUCCCUGGUCCGGAAGCCGCGGCCUCGCCUACCCCGCCCGCCCCGCGCCGCUAAGGCGCCGCGCCUCGGCCCGGGGCAGUUCCGAGGAGGACGAGGAUGCCAGGCUGCCCAACAGGGCUGCGCCGGGCCCAGGCCUCGGGGUCCGCCGCUGGUGGCCCGCGCCCCCGGUCUCGGCGCGGCUGCCCGCCGCCCCCUUCGGACCCGACCCGCGCCCGGGCCUGCGGGCGACGCGAGCGGUUCCUGCGGGCUCGGCGCGGGCCCGGCCCGAGAUGGGGCGACGACUGGAGCGCUGCCUGUCCAGGCUUCUGCUUUGGGCCAGCCUGGGGCUGCUGCUCGUCUUCCUGGGCAUCCUCUGGGUGAAGAUGGGCAAGCCCUCGGCACCGCAGGAGGCGGAGGACAACAUGAAGUUAUUGCCAGUGGACUGUGAGAGCAAAACAGAUGAGUUCUGUCAGGCCAAGCAGAAGGCAGCCUUGUUGGAUCUGCUGCAUGAGCUGUACAACUUCCUGGCCAUCCAAGCUGGUAAUUUUGAGUGUGGAAAUCCAGAGAAGCUAAAAAGCAAAUGCAUCCCUGUUCUGGAAGCCCGGGAAUACAUAGCAAAUGUGACCGGCAGCACUGUGACCAAGUUUGAAGCCGCGCUGACCUGGAUCCUGAGCAGUAACAAGGAUGUGGGCAUCUGGUUGAAAGGGGAAGACCCGUCGGAAUUGGUGACAACCGUGGACAAAGUGGUCUGCCUGGAGUCUGCCCGCCCCCGCAUGGGUGUUGGCUGUCGCCUGAGCCGCGCCUUGCUCACUGCUGUCACCCACGUGCUUAUCUUCUUCUGGGGCUUGGCUUUCUUAUGGGGACUCCUGAUUCUCCUGAAAUAUCGGUGGCGGAAGUUGGAAGAGGAGGAACAGGCCAUGUAUGAGAUGGUGAAGAAGAUUAUCGAUGUGGUCCAGGACCAUUAUGUGGACUGGGAGCAGGACAUGGAGCGCUACCCCUACGUGGGCAUCCUGCACGUGCGAGACACCCUGAUUCCUCCUCAGAGCCGGCGGCGCAUGAAGCGAGUCUGGGACCGAGCCGUGGAGUUCCUGGCCUCCAACGAGUCCCGGAUCCAGACGGAGUCCCAUCGUGUGGCGGGAGAGGAUAUGCUGGUGUGGAGAUGGACUAAGCCCUCUUCCUUCUCUGACUCAGAGCGAUAAACCCAGGCAGGGACCUGUUCCCAGUCAGCCUGUCCCCGGGACAGCCCGCUCCAGGGCACAAGAGGGCCACCAGACCUGCCGGUGCUGAAUUCACAGUCGCCUUGACUUUUCACCCUCCUCCGGACACGGAUUCCAAAGGUCUCUCUGAAAGACCAGCAGAGACUAGCUCAUUAGGAAAAUGUGGGCUUUCCCUAAGGGCGGAGGGGAGAAGCCAGUGCUAGGCAGGCAGCUUCUCCACAUUGGGCCGAUCCUCUCUGCCCUGCUUUGCUGGCAGAAAAGGGGAGAAGGGUUGGUUUGUCACAAACAGAAAAGAUAAAGGAGCAGCAGCUGUAAAACUGCAGAGGAAGUGUGAGGCUGGGUGAGCCGGAGCUCGCCCACUGCCAGCAUGCCCACACAGCCUGUGAGGCGGGCAGUGCCUGUGGGAGGUGGGUCGGGGAUAGUGGGUCAGGGCAAGCGAGGGUAGGGGAGCAGCUUGGUUUAUGUGCCUUCAUGGGGUGUUACCUGGGGGUUCUAGGGUGAGGGGAGAAACCCUGUCCUCUGGCUGGGUCAGGCCCCUUUCGUCCUGAAGGGAGAAGAUGCUAGAACUGAGUGUAGGAGAACUGUAUAGAAACACUGGGCCCUGACACCCAGCGCCCUCAGGUUGGGAGUGAGCUGCUGGUGUGGCCUCCUGGGAGGAGCCAGGGGUGGGGACCGGCCUGAAACCAAACAGGGCCCAGGCUGCCACACAGCCACCACCUCCACGCCCCCUUUAUGGUGCUUCUCAUAAACAUCGUCAGCAUAAUUUUAGGCCAGACCUGCCGGCACUGGCAUUGCAUCAGGUCGAGAAUGCUGAAUCUCAGACCUCGGACGCCUCAUGCCAGGGCUGAGAACCUCGCACUUCCUGUGCACGAAGACCAGCUUGUUUUACAGCGGCCACAACUUCCCCAGCACAAGAGAUACUACAGGGCCCACCUCCCGCUGCUGGCGGCUCCCAGGGCCCGGACGAGGCGCUAAAGGCUGCAGCGGUGCUCCCUGCUGGUCGCACGGGAGCGGUGCGGGUGCGCAGCCCUUCAUUAGGGCCCUCCCACCGGCACAUCAACCAGCAUCCGCGCAGACGGCCCUCUCCAGAAACAAAGCGGCGGGGGACCUUAUUAAGUGCGAGAGAACCUCUCCAGCAGAGCCUCGUCUCCGUAUGUUCUCAUCUGCGGCAGGAGCGGGGGAGCAAACCGAGGAGACGCAACAGCUGCCUCCAGAAGACAUUAACCUCUCCUUUCUGGUCUUACUGGUAUUUUUUGGUUUCCUUAAUAAAGCUCCGGUCUUCCUCAUUUUAGCAAUACUCUCUCGUUUCCUCUGAUGUCUGGAUGAUCGGCAAGGCUGGACUCAACGUCGGCCCUGUGGCGAUGAAAUGUUCUCAUAAUCAGGCUCCAGCCAGAAGAAUAAGAAACACCAAAACAGGUUUCAGUAUCGGUGUGGAAACUGCUGGAUGAAUAAACUAUUUAUUAAAAA
Messenger RNA from Loxodonta africana (African savanna elephant), 3056 nucleotides. It is a transcript of the gene LEMD2, whose product is annotated as LEM domain nuclear envelope protein 2. Gene Ontology annotation, molecular function: chromatin DNA binding. The transcript has 9 exons. The coding region runs from base 60 to 1571 and encodes 503 amino acids. Gene Ontology annotation, biological process: negative regulation of BMP signaling pathway; nuclear envelope organization. NCBI's taxonomy places the organism in Eukaryota, Metazoa, Chordata, Mammalia, Proboscidea, Elephantidae. The record is from RefSeq and is a predicted model, not a curated record.